AUGUCUUCCACCACCACUACUGAGAGACCAGACUCGUCGGGUAAGCCCGUGCGAUGGCGCUCUGCCUGUAACCAAUGCCAUUCGGCAAAGGUACGGUGUAGCGGCGAGCGAACUGGUUGUUCUCGGUGCAGCAAUCUACAGUACGAGUGCGUCUACGCGGUUUCCAGGGUCGGCAAGGUACCAGGCAUUCGGGCUCGAGGAAACAAACCUCCCCGGACGGCUACAUCAGAGGCAACAACUACGGCACAACGACCUAGAACUUCCACUCCACAGCAAGAUGCCGACGGCGAUACAGACAUCCAGACCGCCGGUCCAGAAUCUGAUGAACAACCGAGUCGCAUGGAUUUCGGUGAUAAGGCAGACGCGACUGACGCCGAUCACUUCCUGGACGCCAGCACCCCCAAGUCUCACACGGGGCUCUAUCCGGACUGGGCCGACCCAAGCAGUGACAAAUCCCUGAAUCCUUUCGACGCCGCAGACCUCUUCGUCCUCCCCAGUCAACUAAUGUCCUCAGAAAACGACCCCGGUCGAUCGUCACGCUGUCCCUCACUUCAUCCUCCCAGUCACCACAGCCAAAGUGCCGGAAAUUCGCAUACCCAUACUCCUGUCCACGCCAAUACCCCUUUCCUAGACCCUGGGAUGCUAUCCCUAGACCUGCCCGACUUGCCCGACCUGGACUUGCCGGAUCUAGAUCUCCACAUCCACGAUUUCCACCCCAUGGACCUCCCCAUGGGUUCACUAAGCACCCCAACCAGUACUCCAGUUACAACCUCCAACGCCAAACGACGCUCAAUUGCUCACUCUGAUCUACAAUGCGGUUACCCAAACCAUUCCAUGUUCCAAUAUAGCGAGAAUGCCUCAUCAGCAGAGUGUGAGAGUGAGUGUGGGCGUCUUCAUCAUCAGCAAUACAACUACAGAAGCUGGACUAUCCUAAGUUGUAACCGAAUCGUGGAGUUCUUAGAGCAUCGCAUUCAAAGGGGCGUCACUGCACUCGACGUCGUCAUGCAUACCAAUAAAGUCACUUUGGGCGAGAUAUCGCGGCUUAUAAGCCAAGGUGCACACAAGGAGCGAUCAAACUGCGCCAUGCUACUUCUCAUCGCUAUAGAACAGAUUAUUACCCUAUUUGAGCGCAGUGUGGGCCAAGGUCGUUCGGAUAGCGAUCGUGGGAGCAUUAUGGGGAGUUUAGGAAGCAUGGGAAACAUGGGAAGCUGCAAGCCGGCGUCUCACGGAGAAAACUCCACCAGCAGCAACGUCCUGCCUAACCUCCGAUUCGGACUGUUUCAAAUCAGCCAAGACGAGCAGGUGGAGCUCCGGUCUUAUUUAUUACAACGCGAAUUACAGAGGUGCAUACAGGUCAUUGCAACUCUACGAGAUUCCAUCACUCUAGAGCCAAACCCCUGCACGAAGUUGGAGGAGCGAGUUGGCAAACUAUCUUCAGCUAUUUAG
Messenger RNA from Arthroderma uncinatum, 1446 nucleotides. RefSeq lists its product as uncharacterized. Gene Ontology annotation, molecular function: DNA-binding transcription factor activity, RNA polymerase II-specific; zinc ion binding; sequence-specific DNA binding. The transcript has 3 exons. Gene Ontology annotation, cellular component: nucleus. Bases 1 to 1446 code for a protein of 481 amino acids. The record is from RefSeq and is a predicted model, not a curated record. Lineage: Eukaryota; Fungi; Ascomycota; Eurotiomycetes; Onygenales; Arthrodermataceae. Gene Ontology annotation, biological process: positive regulation of transcription by RNA polymerase II.